AUGGCUUCAUACACAGAAAGUAUGUCCGUUGAAGCUAGCACUGAUGAAUUUGAUCUCUUCACUGUACCUCCUACCUAUGCAGCGGUAGAUAAACAGUAUUACAUGACCUACAGACCAACGUCUCAAAUUACAACCGAUUCCAGUCCCAUUGAAUUUAACAUCUCAGGGCAAGGGGUAGAUUACAUUGACUUGAGGAGAACUCACUUACAUGUGCAGGCCAAGAUACUCAAAACAGAUGGAACAGACAUUACAACAAAUGAAAAAACAGCACCAGUCAAUUUAUGGCUUCAAAGUCUGUUCUCUCAAGUGGAUUUGUCUCUCAAUGGAAAACUCAUUACGAGUUCGACCAAUCUAUAUCCUUACAAGAGUUAUAUCAAGGUUCUUCUCAACGAAACCACAUCAGUGAAACAAUCUCUACUACAGUCUCAACUCUAUUACAAAGACAGUGCGCAUCAUUUGGACGAAUCUGAUCCUAAUUCAAGCAACACAGGUUUAUUUGGAAGAUAUGAAUACUCUCGUCUUGGAACCGUGGAUAUGUGUGGACCUCUCUAUGAAGAUCUGAUGGAUUCAAAACGCUACUUGAUUAAUGGCGUGGAUUUACAAAUACGAAUGUUCCGCACCCCUGCUGCGUUUAAUCUCAUGUCUGGAGAAGACUCACCCAGUUACAAGGUGAAAAUAGAAGAUAUCUAUCUGCGAAUGUGUAAGAUUCGACCCAGCUCAGCCAUUACCACCAGUCAUGCUAAAAUUCUCACCCAUCACACUGCAAAGUAUCCUUUCACCAAAAGUGACAUAAAAACUGUAUCUUUACCCAAAGGACAGCUGAACUACACAGUGGAUAAUUUGUUCCAAAACAAGGUCCCCAAUAAAAUUGUAGUAGCGUUGGUAUCUGCAGAAGCCGCCAAUGGAAGUUACACCAAAUCUCCCUUUAAUUUUCAAAUGUAUAAUCUCAGUUCUAUUGUUCUUUAUGUGGAUGGAGAAUCACUACCAGGGGAACCCCUCCGAGUAACUGAUCAACAGUACAUUGCAGCUUAUAAUACUUUGUUUGAAGGAAGAGCAUCCAGAGGGUUGGAUAUCAACAGGGACGACUUUAAGGGCGGAUAUGCUCUCUACCAGUUUUGUCUAGAACCUUAUCAUUUGAAAGACGACUACUUGGAUCUGAUAAAAAGAGGAAGCGUAAGGCUACACGUUCAGUUUAGUACAGCAUUACCUGAGACAACAAAUCUGAUUCUCUAUUCUGAGGAUAAUCUCAUGCUGACAGUGGAUAACGCAAGAAAUAUAUUGUACUCUACACCAUGA
Molecule: messenger RNA, 1296 nt
Organism: Haliotis rubra (blacklip abalone)
Lineage: Eukaryota; Metazoa; Mollusca; Gastropoda; Lepetellida; Haliotidae
Exons: 1
Coding region: 1-1296 (431 amino acids)
Biological process (GO): deoxyribonucleotide biosynthetic process
Cellular component (GO): cytosol
Molecular function (GO): ribonucleoside-diphosphate reductase activity, thioredoxin disulfide as acceptor
Source: RefSeq, a predicted model, not a curated record